ACAGGUUUGAACAGCAUCUUUGACGCUGUGUCGGGCAGACUGAGAACUGGAUCUGCCCGAUUUGAGUUCAUAACUCGGUACUGACUGUGGAUUUAUGCUGCACAAACUGACUGACAAACAAAACCAGGGAUUUUUCACAUUUUCAACUGACCGUGGGGGCAGCGAGACAGCGGACUAAACCCGUAUUGAAGUUAACGCUGGAACCUCCGUUUCCCAAGAAAGAAGGUCUGACAAAGAGCUGGGAAGUAGCUCGCUGGUUGGCGAGCGGAGGUAGUUCAGCAACAAACUGAGGAAAGUAUGGCUCUGGUUCAUUUCUUCACCAUGGAUUACAGCAAAGUCGCUCGUGCGAGUGUGACGUUUUUAUUUGUUUCUCUGCUUGUAAACCGAGGGAUUUUACGUGUGAACGGACAAUACGGCGGCGGUGACCGAGGAAUGUCAAUACCGGAACACGGAUUUUGCCAACCGAUUUCCAUUCCCCUGUGUACGGACAUCGCAUACAACGAGACCAUCAUGCCCAACCUGCUCGGUCACACCAACCAGGAGGACGCGGGGCUGGAGGUGCACCAGUUCUACCCGCUAGUCAAAGUUCAGUGUUCUCCCGAUUUAAAGUUUUUCUUGUGCUCCAUGUACGCGCCGGUGUGCACGGUGCUGGAACAGGCGCUGCCGCCCUGCCGCUCUCUGUGUGAGCGAGCGCGGCAAGGCUGUGAGGCGCUCAUGAACAAAUUCGGCUUCCAGUGGCCCGACAGCCUUGCAUGCGAGUCGUUCCCGGUACACGGCGCUGGGGAGUUAUGCGUCGGUCAGAACAUGUCGGACCGCGGCGCUGACUCGGACGGCCCGACGCCGUAUCUCACUGAGCCUCCUCCUUAUGAUAACCCAAAUGUGAAGGGCCAGUUCAAGUGCCCGACCUCGCUCCGAGUGCCGCCGUACCUCAACUACCGGUUCCUCGGGCAGGAAAACUGUGGCGCCCCUUGUGAGCCCAAAAAAUCCCAUGGAAUGAUGUACUUCAGCGAAGAUGAGCUGAAAUUCGCCAGGAUAUGGAUUGGCAUCUGGUCAGUGUUGUGCUGUGCGUCCACUUUGUUCACAGUGCUCACCUAUCUGGUGGACAUGAAGCGCUUCAGCUACCCAGAGCGGCCCAUCAUCUUCCUGUCCGGCUGCUACACCAUGGUGUCCAUUGCCUACAUAGCUGGAUUUCUACUGGAGGACAAGGUGGUUUGUAAUGACAGGUUUGACAAUGACAUCAGGACUGUGGUGCAAGGCACCAAGAAGGAGGGCUGCACCAUCCUCUUCAUGAUGCUGUAUUUCUUUAGCAUGGCCAGCUCUAUCUGGUGGGUUAUCCUGGCUCUCACCUGGUUCCUGGCAGCGGGGAUGAAGUGGGGCCAUGAGGCCAUCGAGGCAAACUCUCAAUACUUCCAUCUGGCAGCGUGGGCCGUGCCCGCCAUCAAGACCAUCACCAUCCUGGCUGUAGGGCAGGUGGAUGGAGACGUGUUGAGUGGGGUUUGCUUUGUUGGCAUCAACAGUGUGGACGCCCUGAGGGGCUUUGUCCUGGCACCCCUGUUUGUCUACCUGUUCAUCGGCACCUCCUUCCUCCUGGCUGGCUUUGUGUCGCUGUUCCGCAUCCGGACUAUCAUGAAGCACGAUGGCACCAAAACGGAGAAGCUGGAGAAGCUGAUGGUGCGGAUAGGGAUCUUCAGCGUUCUGUACACUGUGCCCGCCACCAUCGUCAUCGCCUGCUAUUUCUAUGAGCAGGCCUUUAGGGAGCAGUGGGAGAGGACUUGGAUCAGCCAGACUUGCAAGACCUACGCCGUGCCCUGUCCCGUACAGAACCACCCCAACAUGAGUCCCGACUUCACCGUGUUUAUGAUAAAGUACCUCAUGACGCUUAUUGUGGGUAUCACCUCCGGCUUCUGGAUCUGGUCUGGGAAGACGCUCAACUCCUGGAGGAGGUUUUACACGAGACUGGCCAACAGUAAACAGGGUGAGACCACCGUGUGAUGUGCCUUCAUCCUGGCCCUCACACAGGCUGCUUACUGUCGAACUGAAUGAUAACCCCUGUUUUCUUUUUUAUUGUUUUUUCCCCAACUUAUCAGAGACACAAGGUAUGUUUUUAAUGUACAUAAAUAUUUUGUGAGAUUUUUGUAAGUAUAUAUUUGUAUUUAAAGAUAAAAAAAAAAACUUUCUUUUUAAAAAAAAAACAAAAACAAAAACAUUUUUUGCAUACUUUGGACAUAAUUGAAUUGUAUUCAUCAUUAAGAGCCAGCUGAGCAUGGUCUUAUGACCUGACUUACUUUGAACACCACUGGAACAGGAGUGAUAGUGUCUUUAAUCAGUGACCUGCCUGUGAAUGUUGAGCCUAUUCUCGGCAGAGUCCCGUGGAAAGCAAGUGUUUCCUCGUGCCUCCUUCUUAUCCUGAUUAAUUGGCUGUAGAUUUGUCCACUGUGCAGCAGAGCAGGGUUUGAAGGGAAAAGCGCUGCCGUUUUUGAAAAGAAAUGAGGUGCAGGUCUUGAACGUGAAUCAUUGUUACAGAAGGCUAUAUAGCCUGUAACUCAGGCUUGGACAGAACCAACAUUCUUUCCCCAAAUACUGCACAAAUAACUGCACCAAAGUUUAAGACAGUGGGUUUGGAGAUUAAAAGUAGAUAUGAGCAGCAUGAACAGGUUCUUUUGGGAUUUUAAUUAAACAUCUGCUUAAUCAUGCAGUUUGGGUGAAGUUACUGAGUUGUUUUUUUUUUUAAUACUGAGCAAAAUGCAAAUCUCUAAAAUAUACAAGACAACUGCCAAAAGCUGAGCUGAAUCCUUAUACUUGACUGAAGAAUAUAAAAUCCGUAAGCAGAUAUUUUGGCUGUAUAAUAAAGAUGGCUGUUUAAAGCUGUUGCUCAUUGGAGGGGGUGUUUUAAAGGACCAUACCAUUGAUUCUGAGUGUUUGGCCAAUUUACUACAAUUUCCCAACAUCUUACAUUGCAACAGACCAUUUUACAAAUCAUGUGGGGGGCACUAAGGAUUUCACAACCUACAAAAAUCCCUUGAUUUUCAAAUUUGAAUUUUUGGUUGCAACAGCCACCCUAUAAUGGUCUGCUUCUGCAAGUAGUUGCCAUUCAUAAACCACACCACUGAUAAUUGGCUGUGUAGAGCAAACAUUUCCCAGGGGCCUUUUCUGGCAGGGAGACAAUUUCACUCCACCCAAUUUCAAGUCAUCAAAACACAACAGUACUGGUGCUUUUAGGAAAACUAAUGUGGACAACUUUAUUACAGUGAUGGAAUACUGGUGUGAAAAAGUUUGGAAUCUCUGAAAGUUCAUACUCAUAUUGUACUGGAACAAAUGGAAAACAAUGGCUGGAUAAAAGGGAGGAAAAAUGAUACUGAUGUUCUAAAAUAUUACUGCUUAUUUGGGCAAAGAUGAACAGAAACAUUAAGUUAAUAUACUUUAUAGAUAAUUCCCAAAACAUACAAAGUCACUGGUAUGGUCCCUUUAAUGUGCUCAUGCCAUGUUCAUAAACUCAUGUAACUUUUAAAACUGUAGGAGGACGGUUUGGGUUAUUUGGAUGGGAUUUGAGACAGAUGCUGUUGAAGCAGUUGUAGCUGAUGGUGGGACAAAGCAGGUCUGACCUGUGAGCAGCCACCAGCUUGUGUCUAUUUCCCUGCAGGAGGAAGGAAACUCUGUGUUAAAUAUGCAGAGCAGCUUCUUUCAGGGUGGAACUGAAGCAGCUGGUGUUGGCCUCAACUCACACACAUCAUAACUUGUGUUCUCAUCUCAUACUCUUCCGCAUGGUACUUACGUUUAAUAAUAAUCCUUUUAAUGUGUUGCUCUCCAAUACAGUCUUUGAAAUAAUUUCUUUUGCAUUUGCUAUCAAGAGAACCUUUAUAUUUAUAGAAAAAAAGUCUUAUAUAUCCCACAUUGAUUACUUUAUGAGAAUAAAAAAAAGCAACAGCCUCAUCACUGCAAAGCUUUGUAAAAUGUCUUUUUUCUGUCUCUCCCUCACCAAAAUUGAUAGCAUGAGAGGGAAAUCAGAAAGUAUUGCAACAUAAUGCACUAUAGGUUAUUGACUGGUUUUGAUUUUUUCAGGGCGGUUACUGAUUAUUUGUAACCACAAAAACUGAUAUUUAGUGCCAGUAUUCAUUUGUUGUAAAAUUUUAAACUUGAGCUAUCAAAAUUUAAUUCCCCUUAUUACAUUAGUGAAAACUUGCCAAAAUAUAUUAGCAGAAAACAACCAGAAAAGUAGCCAAAAAAUAGCACAAAAAACUCUUGAAAUUUUGCAUUUUUAAUUAAAAAACUAUUCAUAAUUGUUCAAAUUAAAUCGAGCAGUACAGAGCAGUACUUCUCCAUCAGAUUUCUUGUGUUUCAUUGCUUGUGAAAAGCCUUUAACAAGCGUUUAAAUCCAGGAAUAAAAUGAAAAUUGCAGCCCUUCUGUUUAAAAGGCAACACACUACAGCUUGACACAGUGAAAGGGGAAAUGAAACUUGUAACCAUGUUAUCAGAAAAAUUGCCCUGCCUACUUGCUUUUGUUCUGCUGUCUUUCGGAUGGAGAGGUGGAAUGGUUUUCGUAUCGGCCAUGAUGUAAAUCAAAAUUAUGAUACCAAUUGUUGGAAAAAUCCUGAACAUUUGCCCCGAUAAUCAGGCAGGACGUAUAAUCGGAAGAUCCCUAAAGACACAAAUUGUUAUGUUUGACUUUUUUUUGCUGAGUCCAGGAUCAAACAGUGAACUUUCUGUGGCCACAGUGCUUGCUAAUCAAAUGCAGUCCUUUUGCUAACUCUGAAAUGGGCUCCGGCAUCACUGGAAUGCAGUGGAAACCCUGAGAGACCUUGCAUGUACUCACAAUAUGGCUUUGGCUCUUAAAAUAGCUUUUGACUUUCAUCUGUCAGCCAUGUACACUGGACAGCUGCUCGCAUCAUUGUUCCAGGUUUCUCUUAGUCCUUGCACCCUUGUUUUGUUUUCUUUUUUUUUAAUCAGUAUCAACUUCAAUCUUUAGAAACCUGAUCAAAUCCACUUGAUUUCUUUCAAAACAAGGUGAAAAAGGUGAGGAGCAAAAUAGUAAGAAAUGAGCAAGAAAAAAAAUAGAUAGGGAUUAAGUGAAUUUUGUUCUUAGAGGUGAAAUAAAAACCUGAAAGAAAAUCUUAUCCAUGGCUGAUGGGAUUCAGAGGGCUAAAGUGUACAACUGCAUGAUCUUUUGAAUUGGAAUGGUACCACCACAUGCACUUCAUCUUGCUUUGUGUGAAACUGAAGCAUCAACGGUCUGGAAUUUGGAGAGACAGAAGAGAUGAAAGAAGAUAGUUGACCAGCACCGGACCUCAGGAAGUAAAGCACCAAGAUCGACUCAAAGCAGCUUGUUCUUCAUUGUCUCAUUAAUAAUCUACUACAAUUUGUGAUGCUUGUGUGUUUACAGUCACAAAGGCCAAAGUUUCAAAAAUGUGUUUGAAGCAUUCAGCAUUUUACUUUCUCAGCAAUGCAAUUUAAAAAAAAAAAAAAAAAAAAAAAAACUUGUAUCUCAGAUAAGUGUGAAUAGAGCAAACUGUUGGAUUGUAAACAUGUUACGAAUAUAAGUACUAUGUGGCGCUGUCUUUUUUUUAUCUCAGUAUUUUAAAUACAAUCUAUGCACAACCGAAUUGCAAAAAUUGCCAGACUCUAACCUUUACUCACUCAUAAAGUUGUGACAUGUCAGUGAAGUGACACAAAUGUAAAUGAAAAGAUUGAUUUUUGACAUCAGGGAAUCAAUAAUUGUGAGAAAAAGAUUCACUGUCUUAUGCAGAAUUGCUUCUCUCCCUCACCCUUAAAUGUUUGGCCUUGAAAGUAAUUAGAUAGUGCUAAAUUUGAAUUUAUGAGGGC
Molecule: messenger RNA, 5817 nt
Organism: Myripristis murdjan (pinecone soldierfish)
Lineage: Eukaryota; Metazoa; Chordata; Actinopteri; Holocentriformes; Holocentridae
Gene: fzd1
Product: frizzled class receptor 1
Exons: 1
Coding region: 298-1992 (564 amino acids)
Biological process (GO): non-canonical Wnt signaling pathway; canonical Wnt signaling pathway
Cellular component (GO): plasma membrane
Molecular function (GO): Wnt-protein binding; Wnt receptor activity
Source: RefSeq, a predicted model, not a curated record